Hepatospora eriocheir is the source of this 216-nucleotide messenger RNA. The record is from the annotation of a GenBank genome assembly. NCBI's taxonomy places the organism in Eukaryota, Fungi, Microsporidia, Hepatosporidae.
AUGAUAGACGUGAACAUUAAGAUAGAUUGUGAAAAACCUGAAUUAGUAGCUCAAGCGGUAGAAUAUGACACCAGAGAUGGAAUAGUUUUUAACACAGAGGAGAAUAAACUCUCAUUAAGCUUUACAUGUGAAAAUAUUUCAACUUUAAAAAAAGUUGUUCAUUCAACUGGUAAUUUAAUUGAUGUUUCAAUGAAAACUAUUAAAAGAUUUAAAUAA